AAAACAUAUCAUCCGUCGGAUUGGCGACUGGUUGAGUCGGAGCCGGCAUUUUAGGGUUCUAUUUCCUAGGCACGGCGAUUACUCGUCCCUGCAGUCGACAGCUGCCCUGUUCGUGGAGGUCCCGGAUUGCAGUAGGAAAGAGAUACACGUCUGAGCGAUGAGCAAUCGGCUCGGGAGAGAGAGCGCGCGCGUGUGGCGAUGGAUGUGAGUCCGUCGUCUUUUGGAGACGCUUUGGCUACGGGCGACUGCUUGGCUGCUACCUGGGAUUAUCACGAGGUCAGAUCUUUCUCCAGCAGACGAUCGAGGACUUGAAGCACAAGCUCACCUGCACCAACAUGGAAUUGGAGGCGCUGCGGACCAACGCCCACGAAGAGCUGCAGAAAGCCAAGGAAAGCAACCAGCAAUUGAUCGAACUCCUCGAGCUACGAACCUCCGAGAGAGACGAAGCGAGAAACCAGCUGCAGCUCCUGCUGAACCAGAUCGGACAACCGAGCCUCGCCGGUCUCCCUCGAGUGCUUCCCCUGUGAGGUGCUUGUACCUGAAGAGCACUAUGGGAAAGCCAUACCGGGUAUUCUAAUUUGCUCCUUUCUCAGGCAGUUGCAAUGCACCCACCCCUCCUUCUCAACCAUGACAAGAUGAAAAGGACAAGAACAAGGCAAUGUGACAGAUACCUACACUGGAGUUGCAACAUCUUCUUCUUGCCAAAAACAAUGAAAAGGUGUUCAUCAUCACACCACAGCAAACCCUAUUUGAAUUCGACCACCACUGUUGCAUGGAUCUGCUGAACUCUCUCUCUCUCUCUCUCUCUCUCUCUAUGGAUAUAUCUAUAUAUAUAACCUCCCACUGUUGUCUAUCAUUGCUCACAUGCAUCACCUUUAGAAAUGUCACUCUCCUUCUUAAAAACCUCUUGAAGCUCAUCCAUCCAUCACAGACUCCUUUCUUCACCAUUAAUGCAUACCUCAUUCUGAAGGAGGAGAGAGAGAUCAGAUACGGGCAUGAAACCAAGCUUCGCCUCUCUCUUCUCUAGAGUGAGGCCGAUGGCUUCCUCUCCUCCUCCUCCUCCUCUUCUCAACGAGUCAUGCCUGUCGAACUCGUCGUCAGGCGAGUGGGAGAGCUUCUCGGACGGCGACGCCGUCGAAGCGGUCAUCCACGGGCUGAGGUCGUCGGACAGGCUGUUCUUCGAACCAGGCACGACGAGCUCGAUGGUGGAGGAGGCGGCCAAGUCCGACGUCGACGGCACUCCGUUCGAGGGGAGCAUCGCUAUGGCGGUGGACUCGGAGGACCCUUAUCGUGACUUCAAGCAGUCGAUGGAGGAGAUGCUGCUGGCGCAUGGCGUGGGAGACUGGGCGUGGCUUCAGCAGAUGCUGGGAUGGUAUUUGCUGCUCAAUGGGAAGAAGAAUCAUGGGUUUAUAAUUGGAGCAUUCAUGGACUUGCUUUUGGGCAUUGCUUCUUCUUCCUCUUGUUCUACUUCUUCUUCUUCUCCUUCAUCCUCUUCUUCCAGUUCUUUUACCUUCGAGAUCGAGGAGGAGGAGGAGAUGAUGUGAAGUGGAUGCAGUUUGACGUCCAUCCUAUUGAUCACUGUAGCCAUGGGAAGAAGAGUACACUCAAACAUGACUUGCUGCUAAUAGCAUGGAUGUGGAUUUUUGUCUUUGACUA
This is a messenger RNA of Musa acuminata AAA Group (dessert banana), 1656 nucleotides long. Its product is annotated as transcription repressor OFP13-like. Lineage: Eukaryota; Viridiplantae; Streptophyta; Magnoliopsida; Zingiberales; Musaceae. Gene Ontology annotation, biological process: negative regulation of DNA-templated transcription. The coding region runs from base 996 to 1544 and encodes 182 amino acids. The transcript has 6 exons. The record is from RefSeq and is a predicted model, not a curated record.